Molecule: messenger RNA, 1700 nt
Organism: Cavia porcellus (domestic guinea pig)
Lineage: Eukaryota; Metazoa; Chordata; Mammalia; Rodentia; Caviidae
Gene: Plk5
Product: polo like kinase 5 (inactive)
Exons: 10
Coding region: 410-1477 (355 amino acids)
Biological process (GO): DNA damage response; mitotic G1/S transition checkpoint signaling; Golgi disassembly
Cellular component (GO): kinetochore; nucleus; spindle pole
Molecular function (GO): protein kinase activity; ATP binding
Source: RefSeq, a predicted model, not a curated record
GAAAGCUAAGGGCUCAGGGGCAGAGAGGAUCCACGGUUACUUUCUGAUCCCUAGGCCUACUCUGGGAAGAGCCCCACGAGUGCCCCACACGUAUCCCUGUCCCCUGGGAGGUCUUCGGAGAGAACCAAUCAAGGACGCCAGCCUCAGUUUCCUGCUCCGUGGAAUGGGCGCGGUGAGCUCCCCGAGUGCAGCACUUAACGACCUCGCGGGCCUUGUGUGCGUGCCCUGGCGCCGGACUAUCAGUCUGCGACUGCCAGACCUUGUGGCCAGGGCGUCCUGCGCGCCAGAUUCUUGUUCCCCGCGUUCCUGUCCCUGGAGCGCCCGGGCUCCGCCUCUCUCCGCCUCCCUCCGCCCCCCACACCAAUAAGAAGCACCCCGGCUGCUGCGCGGGACCCAGAGCGCAGCGCAGAUGGAGCCCGCGGCCAGGCGCCAGAGCCGGAGUCGCCAGCUGGUGGCCGCCUUCCUGCGCGACCCCGGCUCGGGGCGCGUCUACCGGCGCGGGAAGCUCAUCGGCCAGGGCGCCUUCAGCCGCUGCUACAAGCUCACCGACCUGUCCACCAGCGUCGUGUUUGCGCUCAAGGUGGUGCCGCGCGGCGGGGGCGGAGUGGGGCGUUUGCGCCCCUCGGGGAAGGUGGAGCGUGAGAUCGCCCUGCACAGCGGCCUCCGCCACCGCAACAUCGUGGCCCUCCACGGUCACUUCGCCGACCGCGACCACGUGUACAUGGUGCUGGAGUACUGCGGCCGCCAGUCGCUGGCCCACGUGCUCAAAGCCAGGCAGACCUUGACGGAGCCCGAGGUGCGCUAUUACCUGCGGGGCGUGGUCAGCGGCCUGCGCUACCUGCACCAGCAGCGCAUUGUGCACCGGGACCUGAAGCUCAGUAACUUCUUCCUAAACAGCAACAUGGAGGUGAAGAUCGGAGACCUGGGCCUGGCCGCCAGGGUAGGGCCAGGGGGCCGCUGCCACAGGGUACUCUGCGGAACCCCAAACUUCCUGGCCCCGGAGGUGGUGUCCCGGCACGGGCACACGUGCCAGUCUGACAUCUGGGCCCUGGGCUGUGCCCUGUACACGGCGCUCACCGGCAGCCCCCCUUUCCCGGAGACGCCCCUCUCCGAGCUGUACCAGAACAUCCGUGCCGCCCGCUACCCGGAGCCCGCCCACCUGUCGCCCAGCGCGCGCCAGCUCAUUGCCCGCCUGCUGGCGCCCAACCCGGCCGAACGGCCCACCCUGGACCAGCUGCUCCAGGACGCCUUCUUCACCCAGGGCUUCACCCCAGAGCGCCUGCCACCCCAUUCCUGCCACAGUCCCCCCAACUUUGCAGUCCCCCCGUCUCUGGAUGGCCUCCUCCGGAAGGUGGGCCGGCUGCUGCUCGCUGAAUGCCGGCUUCCCCACCCUGAGGGGAGCCCACGGCUGGAAGUAGAGGCUGCCAUCAGGAGGUUUCCGCAGUGCCUGGACUCCGGCCCUGAGGGGUCUUGUUAAAUCAACCCGGGCUGGGUUCCAGCUUGCAAGCUUCCUGCCUUGGCCUCCUGAGGACCUGGAAUCAGGCGUGUGUGUCACCGCGUGCAGCUGUGAACUACUCGGAAGUGCUGGGUAGAGGUGAACCCUCCUCUCUGAUGGCACCAGCAUGGGGCAGCUCUUACUUAAGUGUGAAAAUCUCAAAUAAAAUAAAUCAGCGCUCUGCUGCACACAUCGCGUCUCAGAA